Molecule: messenger RNA, 396 nt
Organism: Erythranthe guttata (spotted monkey flower)
Lineage: Eukaryota; Viridiplantae; Streptophyta; Magnoliopsida; Lamiales; Phrymaceae
Source: RefSeq, a predicted model, not a curated record
AUGGACUUGGACCUAGCAUUGCUUACUGAAAAACCUGAGGAAAUAACGGAUGCUAACAGUGAGGAAGAAGUUAGCCUAAUUGAAGCCUGGACCAAGUCCAAUAGGCUGAGUCUUAUGCUUAUUAGAAUGACCGUUGCUAAUAACAUUAAGACUUCCCUUCCCGAGGUUGACAAUGCUAUGGAACUGUUAACGGCCAUUAAAGAACGCUUUAAAUCAGCGGACAAGUCAUUAGCAGGGACACUCAUGGCUGAAUUGACUACCAUGAAAUAUGGUGGUGAUAAGGGAAUUCAGGAACACAUCCUGAAUAUGACUGAUAAGGCUGUCAAACUUGGAGCUCUUGGCAUGAAAGUGGAAGAGUCAUUCCUUGUGCAAUUUAUCCUUAACUCACUUCCAUGA